GCUCUCAUAUGUGCUAAUUGCCGAACGACAACAACACCUCUUUGGCGCAGAGAUGAAUCGGGCAAUACAAUUUGUAAUGCAUGUGGGCUAUAUUAUAAACUCCAUCAUGUGCAUCGACCAGUGAGUAUGAAAAGAAGUGUGAUCAAACGAAGGAAACGG
Rhizopus microsporus ATCC 52813 is the source of this 159-nucleotide messenger RNA. Its product is annotated as GATA-domain-containing protein. The record is from RefSeq and is a predicted model, not a curated record. Gene Ontology annotation, molecular function: zinc ion binding; DNA-binding transcription factor activity, RNA polymerase II-specific; RNA polymerase II cis-regulatory region sequence-specific DNA binding. The annotation marks the transcript as partial. The transcript has a single exon. Lineage: Eukaryota; Fungi; Mucoromycota; Mucoromycetes; Mucorales; Rhizopodaceae. Gene Ontology annotation, biological process: positive regulation of transcription by RNA polymerase II; negative regulation of transcription by RNA polymerase II.